CAAGUAGCUCUGGCCAAAGAGUUUGAGAGUCUGGUGCGAGCAGACAAGAGGUUUGAGAUCUGCGCUGAAGUCAUCAUGGGACUGGUCUGCUUCAGGCUCAAGGGCUCCAAUGAGCUGAAUGAGAACUUGCUGAAGCGCAUCAACAAGAACAGAGAGAUCCACCUGGUGCCUUGCCAGCUCUCCGAGCGCUUUGUCCUGCGCUUUGCCAUCUGCGCACGCAGCACCGAGUCGUGCCACGUCCAGCAGGCGUGGCGCCACAUCACACAGCUGACCUUUGAGCUUCUGCAGGAGCCCACUCAUUGACCAAAAGGUUGGGAAGAGGCUGUCCACUCUGAUGCCUAAACGAGGACCAAAGUUUGGACGAAUAUUCCAAGUUUUGUUUUGCAGAUGUAAAAUGUCACAAAGAGAAGGAGCGAUAAUUUCACUUCACAGUUGGGUGUGUUUCUGUCUGCAAUCAAGUGUCCAGUUUGGCUAGCAGUUGUCAUUAUUGUGCUUUUUGUUUUUUAAAUUUUGUUUUGUUUUGUUUGUUGGGUGUUGCAUAAUGAGGUUUAUGAAAAUACAAAUCUAUAAAAGAAAAAACAAGAAAAUUAAAAAGAUGCAGGUUCCAAAUAUUACAUUUUAUAUCUGCAACUUUUCCUUCCAUAUACUUAGCUUCACUGUUCAGUGAUUGUGCUAUUGUCCUUAUCAUAGUGCACUUAUCUCCCUGCUGGUUUGGUUAUGCUGGUUGUGUGACUUCUGUGUAUCAAAUAUAGCUUGGAGUGAAGUUUUGCUUUGUUGGAAUGGGGAGAUUCUUUUUAUUUUUUUUGAGUUGCGCACUGAAUGUAUUGUACGCUGUGUGGUUGAAUGAGUCAAUGUGUGUCUACAAUUUCUGUAGGUGCUCUUACAGACCCAGCUUCAUGAUUUAUGUCUAUGUUUGUGGUGCAUGGAGGGAUUCAUAAAGUGUUGCAAGUGGUCAAAUAAUUUAUCAGUUCACCCCCCCUUUACAAGUGCAUUAAUAAAUUACCUAAUUUGCAAAAAAAUAGUUUUGUUUGAUAUUUAGCAGCAGAAAAUCAAUUUAAUUUUUUACUAUUGUUUUUUACUACAGAAUUCUUAUUAAUUCAUAUCGUGUCUUAUGCACAGUGGGUCUGUGUUUCCUAAACUGUAGUACAAGACAAUCACUCAAUCGUUAUAAGUCAGUGGGAUGAGAAGGAAAUUAGACUACUUUGUGGGUAAACCAAACUAGUAUUGUUUCUUUUUACUGAGCUUUUCCCCAUUUGUUUGAAUAUAUCCUGUGUUCUAUUAUAUUUCUGUGUUAAGAUGGAAAUAAAUGAUCAAAUGACUAGAGUUAAAAGAAUAAUGUUUAAACCUAGGUUGUGUAAAUUCUCUCACUUCACAAACUCUACGCUCAUAUCGUCUUGCUCAAGUGGGUCAUUGUGUGUACCAUGAAUCUGGGAUCUUCCCUCACAUUACAUCAUCACCUUUGUUUAACUCUAAACCUCGAGAUGUAAGACAACUUCUCAUGAUGAACAAAUGUGACUAAAACAAAUGUCCUGCCUAUUUACCUUCAUGAUUUAGAGUUUUACACUGACUUUCAGGAGAUAUGUAAAAUCUGUGGUGUGACAACACCGCACCACCUUGUUGUUGAUUCCUAUGAUUGUGUCAUCAGCUGCAGAUACUGAUUCAGGUGUUCUAUUUUUUGACUUGGCUGUGGGCUGCAUGCAAUGGUGUGGGUUUAUUUGAAUAAAGUCUGCUGUAGUCUGCA
This is a messenger RNA of Stegastes partitus (bicolor damselfish), 1741 nucleotides long. RefSeq names its product aromatic-L-amino-acid decarboxylase-like. Gene Ontology annotation, molecular function: pyridoxal phosphate binding; aromatic-L-amino-acid decarboxylase activity. The record is from RefSeq and is a predicted model, not a curated record. Gene Ontology annotation, cellular component: cytoplasm. The transcript has 2 exons. The annotation marks the transcript as partial. NCBI's taxonomy places the organism in Eukaryota, Metazoa, Chordata, Actinopteri, Pomacentridae. Gene Ontology annotation, biological process: catecholamine metabolic process; carboxylic acid metabolic process; serotonin biosynthetic process.